AUGACAUACUUUAUUGGUGCUGGCAAAUCCUUCAACGUGGUGCUUAAUCAUGAGGAUCUCUCCGAUCCUGCAGAGUGGAGCCAAGAAAAGGAAUCACUUUUGAUUAAUACGAGAAAGGAAUUCGAAGGUUGGGACCCAGUACUUUUGAAGAUCAUAGGAAUGAUCGGAAAUACUAUGAAGUGGCCUCUUUAUAGCAGUUCCAUUAUGCGCCGCUCGGUUUCGGGCAAGCUCGUUGUCCUCGGUGAUGCGGCCCAUGCAAUGGUCCCAUACAUGUCGCAAGGGGCCGCGAUUGCAGUCGAGGAUGGUGUAGCCAUUGCUCGUAGUCUCCAGAAAGUCAAGACCAAGGACGAAAUACCUCUUGCGCUAUCUAUUUUUGAAGCAGCGCGAAUUCGUCGCGCAUCUAAGAUGCAAGAAGCAGGUUUGCUAAACAGCAAACUUUGGCACUUCUCUGACGGACGAAUACAACGCGCUCGAGACGAGGCGAUGCGGCCUGAAGUGUAA
Penicillium manginii is the source of this 501-nucleotide messenger RNA. Its product is annotated as FAD-dependent oxidoreductase. Lineage: Eukaryota; Fungi; Ascomycota; Eurotiomycetes; Eurotiales; Aspergillaceae. Gene Ontology annotation, biological process: secondary metabolite biosynthetic process. Gene Ontology annotation, molecular function: FAD binding; monooxygenase activity. The record is from RefSeq and is a predicted model, not a curated record. Bases 1 to 501 code for a protein of 166 amino acids. The transcript has 3 exons.